Messenger RNA from Porites lobata, 14441 nucleotides. NCBI's taxonomy places the organism in Eukaryota, Metazoa, Cnidaria, Anthozoa, Scleractinia, Poritidae. The record is from the annotation of a GenBank genome assembly.
CAGUAAAUAGUACAAGAAAAUGACGUCUUAUAUUUUACAUAAUUAACAGACAAACUUCUUUGUUUCUUGGAUGUGUCGGCAAAAACAUCGCUAUUGAACCGGCUUACUCCAAUCAGACCCACGCCGUUAAAACUGCGUAUUCUGUCGAUGUUUAUCGGUUUCCCAACGCUAUUUCGAAAUGCAAGAAAAUUCGGUUUAUGAUGAAAAACCCGAUGUAACUAUUAGCAGAAAGGUUUAUGAUGAAUCUCACUUUACUAAAGAAAAUCACCGUCACCUGUCGGCUGAACCGCUGGAAAAGAAUAACUGCUUUCGCACUGUUUGCACAAAACUUUCUUCAUGUUCCUGCUCUCGGACUGGAGUUUGCAACUUCCUCUAUGGACUCGCUCCGAUCAUUCAAUGGCUUCCAAAGUACAACGUGAAGAAAGAUUUAGUCGCUGACAUAACUGGUGGAAUUACAGUUGGAAUAAUGCAUAUUCCUCAAGGUAACAAACAAGUGUAGCCAUCUUACACGGGAUCCCUGAGCAGUUAUUACAUUAUAAUAUUUGUAUCUCGGCUUACAUUAAACGUCAAGGGUAUUUAAUGAGUUGUAUCGGACUUCUGUGCGAAUGACAAAAUCGGAUAUCAUCAGUUUUAUUUGCCCUUAUUUUACUUGCUCGUUUAUCAUUCUAUUUGACCACCAUAUAUAUAACUAUGAUAUAACUUAGUUACACAACACUGGGAUAGAUAAUACGGAAAUAGACAAACAAAUAUUUUAAUCAAUAAGUAUUUUUUUCUUGCUUGUUUCAAAAAUUGUCUAUUGGCCGGCAUGCUCUAUCCCCGAUGUACAAAAUAACCGGCUAAGCAAAAAGUAAUAGCGUAAAUCAGUUUUGUUUUCUGAAUUAUCGGCAUUCACUUCCUAUAGGAACAGCAGUACCGAAUUUAUCUUUAGUUGGAGUGUAGUUAGGUGUUCGUCAACAUUUAAAUUUGUGUUGCCUGAUUUGAUAUUUGCAAAUUACUUGUCGUACGUCAAGAGGUUAUCAGUAGGUUAUGAAUCACGCUAUAGCUUUACUUAGAGAAUAUUUUGGUAAAGUAGCAGCUAAAUUUUUACUCAACGGAGUCCCACUGAGCUGCAGAGCGAUCCAAGGUUAAAAAGCUAAAUAUAUCAGAGUUUUUUGUUUCCGUGCCAUCUGACCCGGUUAAGUCUUUCUUUCUUGUUCAACUUUUAAUGUUUCGCGUGCUGCGGCAAUUUAUGUUGUUAUAUUCCUAGGCUUUCACUCAGCUAAAUAGGGACUGUCAUUGGUUGAUUCUUGGUCACAUGGCCUUGACUAAAAGAUCGUGAUACAUUUGAGUAAUUGUACCCCGCUCGGGAUACUUUACAGCACGUGAUCAAAGCAUGGUAGAAAGUGCGGGAAAGAAACUGCCAGUUUUCACUUUUAUUUCGGGGAUGAACACAACAACACAAACAUAAAGCCCCCACGUGCACAGGUGGCCCAAUUGGACUUUGAAUUUUUAAGAGAAUGUAUGAAAAUAAACCAAAUACGUCCUAAAGUCCAUUUUUUGACAAGAAUAGAAAUAAAAAUAACUUGCCUUGUGUUGUUGUUUUGCUUUUUACUGUGUGUCUAGAUCCAUUUGGAAGCCGCUUUAUCAACACUUAAACGUUGAUAAAGCGGCUUUUCCAAAUGGCUCUAGAGGCGAAGACACAGUAAAAGCAAAACAAAAACACAAGGUAAGUCAUUUUAUUUCUAAUUUUGUCAAAAAAAUGAAUUUAGGACGUAUUUGGUUUAUUAUCAUACAUUCUUUUAUAAAUUCAAAGUCCAACGAAUUCCCACAGAGUUUGGGCCGCAUAUGAAGCGUUAGCCUCAAGCUAAAAAGCAAAUAUUUUCAAAGUUAUCCCAGAAGAGAAUCAGCAUCUAGUGGCGGAAAAAGAUGAAGAUAAUAUAAAGAAAGUACUUUGUAAAUCAUUCAUUCAGUGGUUUUGAGAAUUAAGUUUGUGUUCUUACAAGAACCGAGUCGACUGUUUUGAUCCGCUUGGGUUAUUCUUUUGUCGCUAUUGAAGUAGCCGCCUACGCAGACCUUCUGAGGAGCUCGUCAAAACCAACUGUUUCCCUCGGGUUCUGACAUUAAGUGUAUAAUAUUGUAUAUUAUUUCAGUAGCGCCGGUUAAAUCAAAUCUGGUAUUAGCCGCCUGAUCUCGCUUUAUUGAUGAACUACGGACUGCUUGGUAUUUCAAGUGGUUGCAAAAAUGUUUUUGUUUUUUAGUUUUAAAUAGAGAAAAGAAGGGGCGAUUACGUCACUGAACAGUACAGUGAGAAUCACUUUUCAAAAGUUUUAUAGCGUCGUGAAAAUUGAUUUGUUUAGAGAUUGUCUCUCGGUUCCAACUCAAUAAACCGGUUCACGUUCUUGAAUACAUGAUAAGUGGCGAGGGCAAGUACAUUUAAGAAUAAAAUUCCAAACAGUAAUAACAAUGUUCAUUCGGCAGCAUCUGUGAACUCAUAUUAAAGGUGUUUCCAAACGGAAAGUUUUUAUUGAUUCAAUUCAGGGUUCGAACUUCCACAAAAACCUUUUAAUUAUGAGCCAGUUUGCCAUGAUUACGCAUCAUGCACUCCUUGAAGCGUGAACCGGUAGAGAGUGAAAUAAAUGGAGCCCAUUUCGUACCCCCUAGUAAGACCACGCAACUUAUUUGUGGCAAAAACCGAAAGAGGAGCGCAGUGCCACCUUUGAAACUUCUUCCCUUCUGAAAAACUGAUGUUUUGUAUUGGAAAAACCCAGGCGUAACCACGCGAACCAAAUCGAACGUUUUAUUAAUAGAGCUUACUCGAACUCAAUCGAAGUUAAUCGAAUGAUUGGGUUCGAUCAAGUUCGGUAAUCGAACACAAUCAAACUCCCCCACAAAAAAGUUUUAGUAAUCGAACCCAAUCGAACUUUCAUUGAGUUUGAUUAGGUUGGAUGGUCGAAGUUGGCAUACAUUCGAUUAAAAAUAGGACGUUAUACAGGAAAAUUGCGCGUGUCUUUGCUGAAUGUUUCCUUUGUCUUGGGUGUCUUACGACUGAGUAUAUUCUGGAAGUGGUUGUAGCGGAUCAGUGUAGUGUAUUUUUUGGAGCAGAAAGUUUCAUUAUGAUACAAGACAAGAGAGAUGUACAAGAACACUCGGGAAGAACAAGAGGCUAUACAGCCAUGCAACUUUAUCCUUUAGUCCCUUUAAUCAACGUCCUCAAUCACGGAGUGAAUAUCAGUCUUCGUUAAAGAGUUAACUUUGCAUCGUCCCUUGUGGGUAACGUCACCGUCAGUCGCACCAGCACGCCUUGAACUCCUCCACUUUGUACAGUCAAUCUAUUGUUCGUUUCACCGGAAUCUUUCUUGGUUCUCUGCUGAUUUCCCGGUGAUUUCUUUGCUGCUUUCCUGAUCCUUUACACGCUAAAAGCCGACUUUUCAAAAUCCUUGUCUAUUUUGAGUGUUGCUUGGUUUCAGAAAUUUCGAUUAUAAGUUCGAUUGGUUCGACUGAGUUCGGAAAAUGACCUUAAUCGAACUCUCACGCAAAUCGUUUGAUUCGAUGUGUUCGAUUACCGAACUUAAUCGAACCCAAUCGUUCGAUUAAGUUCGACUGGGUUCGAUAAGGUUCGAUUACCGAACGGAUUGGGUGGUUACGCGGGGGAAAACAAAUCUAUGAUGCCAAAAUACCAAAAUAACUGGAAUUCCAGUGAUGUAUAUUGAUGAAAUAAAUCUUUUAUGAACCGCGGAUGGGAAGUUUUAAAAUGAAAAAGAACAGAUGAUGUCAGUGUAACUGCUCUACUGUUAGCGAACAAUUCUUGCAAGGACUACUUGGACAAAUAGUAGCGAGAGAAAGCCUGAUCUUGGUAUUAAUCAGGAUCAGCAAUACAGAAUAACACUUAAAACUGAAGGCAAGGCCCAUCGGACAGCUACAAUUAUUAUUGAUUUUGUUCAUAUUGAAGGUUUGGCUUUUGCAAUGUUGGCAACCCUUCCUCCUGUUACUGGACUUUACACCGCAAUGAUUCCUGUCUUGCUUUAUAUGAUCAUGGGAACAUCAAGACAUCUAUCAGUAGGUGAGUUACAAAACUGACACCACCGACUUUUUUCUUCUUCUUCAGAAACAAAAAAGAACAGCCUUCGGCUGCUUUCUAUUCUAUCUCCCUUUUGAUGAUGAGAUUAGUACGUACUGCUACAUUGCAAUAUACUUCCCGUAUUGCCAGCCAUAUUCUAGUUGGUCCGCCAAGGACUGUAAAUAACAACUGACACAAGAGCGCAUGGGAAUCCUGUGCACUUACCACGAUAAGUCAUUUUAUCUUUUGUCACGUGACAGGUAGUUUCGCAGUGAUUUGUCUGAUGGUGGCGCAGGUCUGUGAGCGUGAGGUGGCUUCCAUGUCAUUUGACUCUACUCCUGCUCCAGGAAAUCAUACGGGAUCCAGUCCCUCUCCAUCUUCCACCGGUGGCAGCCUGUGGAGUCCAAGAGACGCAGCCAAGCUAGAAAUAGCCAUUUCGCUGUCUUUUCUUAUAGGCAUCAUACAGGUUAGUUACCUGUCCUACCCCAGUUGUUAAAUUACUAUCCAGUAGAUGCGUACCCUUAUUAAGAAAAGAAGUUGAGUUAUCUGGUGGACAAGAAGUCCCUCAUUUUCCCAAGAGAUCCAGAGCGAGCAAAUUACGCGAGAGCGUGACAAACGCCGCGCGCGAGGAGAGACGUGCCACCUUUCUCGCAGCAGGAGAUUUUCCCGCGCGUUCGUGUUCGACUAUUUCUGAGAAAGAUAAGGGACUAAUGGGACUACUUUUAGUCCAGUGUAUAGAGAUUUUUCCAGUGAAUAGCGUCAACCACCUGUUGAACAACGGGGGCCUGAUUAUAUCUAUGUAUUCAUUUUCUAUUCGACUUGUCAAUGUCAGUCUUCAUCAGGAUUGUCAGAAAACAUUUUGGUAAAGGGAAAAGACUGGCCUAUGGCAGUUUAAAUAGCAUUCCAGCCAAAGAAAGAGCAUAAUGUAAUCUGUUACCUAUAGAGUGUUUUCAUAUGACGUCACGGCGACCAUAUGGGUGUUCCAAAACAAUAAAACGGCGGCCAUGUUGGUGUCCCAAACCAAUCCUCUGGGAGUUGAACUCUUUUCUUAUGCAAACGUUUUCUUUUGUUCCAAUAAAUUUCCAUAAAUGCUGGCCACGUGAGUGAAAACACUCUAUAGAAGACGCAACACACGCAAUCACCCAUAUAUCUAUCAACCAAAGACUGUUUAAAUCUUAAUCACUUUUAGGGUCAGUGCUCACUUGACUACGCACCUAGCAAUAAAGAUCUAGAAUUUUUGCAACCAGCAUCUCUUGUAGGAGGAUUUUUGCAUUAUAUUCCAUCUCCUUCCUUUGCAACCUUUUCAGUAACAAGAGAGAAAUUGUUUUUUAUUAUUAGAUUGCCAUGGGUGCGGCUAGGCUUGGUUUUGUGGCGACAUUUUUGUCCGAUCCGUUGGUCAGCGGCUUCACAACUGGGUCAGCGGUGUUGGUCGUUAACAGUCAAAUGAAGCACAUUCUUGGACUUAAAGUACCACAGUUUGCAAAGCCCUUUGUUGCACCUAAGGUGAGUUUAGAUGUCAUUUUGGCUCCUCCUCCGAGAAACCCUAAAUAGCUGUUCUUUAACAUAUUCUUGAAAAGGAUCUGACCUGCAGACCUCCGUCAAUAGGACCUCGAUUUUCGUGCAGCCCACCCACUCAACACCCAGUUAAAGUCCUGGUUUAACGCUCUACUAAUCCUUAUAACGCCGGUGACUUCCGAGGACUUAUGUAUUUGACUCGACUUUUUCCUAAAGCCAGUCUCGUUCUCAAGCUCUCUCCACUUUUUGGGACAAAUAGAAGAAAGACCCAGGAAACUAAAUUUGCCUUGAGAAAAGCGAAGACAAUUAGGCCAUUUCCGAGUUCCCCGGGCCUCUGUUUCAAAACGAGGGUAGGUGCUCAGCCUUUGAUAUGGAAAUCAUUUUUUCAUUCUCAUGCAAAUAAAACUCAUUUUCACCAAAAAGGUUGUUCACCUAGCCUCAUUUUGAAAGUGAGGGUUUUUGGAACUCGGAAGUGGUCUAUUCACUAAUUUCACAUUGCCCAUAAUACACUCUUUUACCCUCAAAAAUUUUGCAGAAGCAUUGUUUUCAAUUUCUCUUAGGACGACUGCAGUGCCCUGGAGAAAUUGAAAACAAAAUUUGUUUUGAAAAAUUUGAAGGGGGAGACGUAAACAAGGUGUAUCGUGAGCAAUGUGAAAACAGUGAAUAAGAUAAACACAAAAACAACAACCAACAACCCCCCUGUUAUGAUAUACAUUUAAUUACUGUACUGUACUAUUGUAACUAGAAUGGCAGUCUCCCUUGAUUUUCAAGGACAUAAGUUUACUGCUGUACUUAUAUCUUUCAGGCCACCAUUCAUAUGCUAAAGAACCUCCCUUCUGUGAAUGUUGGUUCACUCGUAACUGGCGUGCUGUGUCUUGCGGUGUUAAUUGGACUAAAACAAGUGAAUGAGCGAUUCAGAGAUAGGCUCAAAAUUCCCAUACCAGCGGAACUACUUGUGGUAAGUAACACUGGCUUAUUACUCGGUUUGGAUCUAUUCAUUUUGUUUCGUUCCUUUAGUUGAAAAAAUGAUUCUUUAUCUUUCCUUUUUCUCUAGGUUGUUGUUGGUACUGCAAUUUCAUACGGAGCAGCAAUCAGCAAAAACUUUGGAGUAUCGAUUUUAGGAAAGAUACCCAAGGGGUAAGCUUGUUGAACAAAAAAAAGUUUAAAAAAAUAAUCCUUAUACUACCCCAUUUCCUUCUUUUUAGGCUUAAAUUGUAGAAACAUCAUUGCUCUCCAAAACGCGGCGUGUGUAAGUUUAGGUUUCAGCUUCUGAAACUCAGAAAAACGUGUUAAUAGCCCUACUUGGCCGAUUUUGGCCCGUUCUCUUCUAAUUAAGAGCUAUUCAAAGUGCUUUCGCAUUCAAUUUUGCCGCUUCAUUGAUUAUGAAUAAUCAAUGAUGUCCAGGCAUUCUGCGCGAUGAAAAAGUUUAGAAAACAAUAAUCAACUUUUAAAAAGAAAUUUGAUAAGUCACGGAAACUAUUAUCUAUAAGCAUUAGUAAAAUACUUGCAAAACGAGGUCAGCAGAUAUUAUACUUCACUGUACAUAAGCGAAAGCGUGGUCCCUAAUUUAUUUGAAAAUCUUCCUUCAUCCAUCACAAACUUCCGAAUCAUAUAUUUCUAAUUAAAGAAAAAAACCGGGAAAAGAGUAACCACAAUACUUUAAAUUUUUUCAAUUUCAGACUUCCGCCUUUAAGCGUACCUUCAUUGUCUCUGAUGUCGAAUAUCUUCUCAGAUGCCUUUGUUAUCGCAGUGGUUAUAUUUGCUACAAACAUUUCGAUAUCUAAGAUGUUUGCAAAGAAAGGUGGCUAUUCCGUGGAUCCCAACCAGGUUUGAUAAUAAAAAAAACCUAAAUAGUUUCGCUCGGCCAAGAGGGCCUGGGUUAUGGAAGAAAAAACAUUCGUUCAGAGGUCAACGGGGCUGCGCAGCAAGCAACAAGGAAGAGAAGUUCUCGGCCACAUCCUGGCCCUUCAAACUAAAACUGGAGCAAAAAAUCCGGCAACUUAGGCAUUUCUCCUCGUGUAUUUCUUCCGAUGCCUGUGUUAAACAGUUUAGUCAAUAGAUCACGCUGUUAGAGGCGAUUCUGUCAUGAUAAUGGACGAACUUACAAGAGAUUUACUGAAUUUAGUUAUUUUAGAUUGUUACUCUUUUCUCACGAAAAAUUCAUUUGAUUUAUUUUAGGAAUUAAUAGCGUAUGGUGCUGGUAAUUUCGUGGGCUCAUUCUUUUCUUGUUUUCCGAUAUGUAAUGCCUUGGCGCGGUCAGUGGUCCAGGAGAACCUUGCCAGCACGCAGGUAAUGUUAACCAGUGGCACAAAAGCCAUUGGCGCUUUUGAAAUAGGACGCGUUUUGUGCGUAGGUUGUUUAUAUGGCGCGCCAGAUAAAUGAUGAGAUGUUAGAUAACCGUCCUUGAGCUAACCUGAUCGCCUGAUCACUGGUUAUCCUUGAGCCUGCGAGCAAACUCUCCAAAUAGGGGAGGUCGCGAAAAGUCACGUGAGAGCUUGCUCUCAAGCUACAUUCAAAGCAGGAAUAAAUCAGACUAUAAUGAACCAAAACCACCGUAGUAUUUUCGUUUGUGGUGCGAGGUCUUAAUUAACUUGGAUGCCUAGUUCAUCAGGUUGCAAUCACAACAUCCUUAAACGUUCCUGUUCUUCUCAAAUGAGACAGGUCUGUAAACUGAUGUUUCCUCCGUAUGUUCUAUUUCGCAGCUUUGCAGUAUAGUCGUGAAUGCGCUGGUUCUUCUUGUGCUGCUGUUUCUUGCUCCGCUUUUCUUCCACCUUCCAAAGGUAAAAACAACAAAGUCCGGAAGGUAGGGUAAGGUAUCCAGACGGCUGCUUAACUGAUCAAAUGCCACCCCCCACCCCUGAACAUAAACUCAUGUAACAUGCCUAAACUGUGUCCCAGAUCCACCCAACUUAGGCGUUUCCCCUCCCCCCCCGCAAAAAACAACGCCAGGAAAUUUGUGGCUCAAGACCCAUUUCAAGUUUAGGUCUUAGCUUGCAAACCACUAAGACUGAUCCUAAUUUAGUUCAUUAAAUUAGAAUUUUUCGCUUUUCUUCAAAACUCACAAAUGCUGACCUUUAAUAAGCGAUUUCGUUCAGGUUCAAAACUUUUCCUGCACUUUUAGGAAUGAGUGUCAAUCAUAAAAGAAGGAAUUUUGUCUACCGCGUGCGAUAAAACAUGAAACUAAGGCCUAACUCUUUCUCAUAUCAUCUCCUCUACUUUCUAUACCAGGCCAUUUUAGCCUCUGUUGUGAUCGCUAACCUUAUUGGACUUCUGAAGCAGUUUUCCAGGUUAAGAGAUUUGUGGAAAAUAUACAAAACGGACGCGGUAAGUUUUGGAAUAAAAAAUAUUUAACAUGAAAGUCGAAAAUAACUCCGACGCAUUAUGAUUUUAUCAUAAGUGCACUCUUCGCACUGUGAGGGGAAUACGCCCCAACUUAAUACCCUCGAUAAGCACUCUAUAAGCUAUCCUGGGUGCCAGAGGGUUUUUUUCUCAGCCGAGUACGGUUUACUUCAUCCAAGGUAUUUCGAGAAGGGAGCAGACGGACCAAAGCCAGGGUAGUUAUAGGUGCAGCGCAGUAGGGGUACACUCAGCCGGCUUAAGAGAGACCUUUAGAUUCUAAAACGAGUACGACUACGAGUACGAGAUUUCCUCAAUACCAUGAAAAGAAGUGCUCGCGAGUGAACCAGCGUCAUUUUGGCGGGAAAACGUUUUAGUCAUUGUCAUUCUACUACGAAUUUUAGCGAGUUGUUGUGGUAGCGGAAACAAGUUAUAAAGUGUUAGAGGUUUUAUCAUUUUGCUGCCAGGGCAUGGCUUCAUCUGGUUCAAUAAAGAUAAUGGUUUAUUUGUGGCGAAAUGGAAGUACAAUGAGGCUUUCCAGGGGUGUCUAUUAUUUGCGUUCUCGUCGUAGAAUGUGCACUAUGAGCAUGCUACAAGCGUGCUGUGAGAGAACAGUGAGCCUAAGCCUACUCAGGGCGUGACCAAUUAACAUGCUAUAAGGGCACAAUAGCGCGCUACGAUCGUACUAUAAGCACAUUGAGUGAGAACAAUAAGCGUAAAAACUUUGUAUACGCUGCUCUGAAAUGUAUAGUGUGUUUAAUGAGAAUUUAGUGACCAUUGAACUGUAGUUUUAGUGAUUAUUUGUCCCGUGUUUGAUUUGCAGGUUGUGUGGUUUAUAACAUGUUUUGGAGUCAUCUUGAUGGGAGUUGAUUUAGGACUUGGGAUAGGAGUGAUCAGCGCAUUGUUUGCCGUUGUUAUAACUCUUUCAAGGUGAAAGAAUUUCUUCAAAACCUUCUCAUAAUCCAUUUACACAAACAAACUGAACAAACAAGCGGUUAGGACAGAAGUUAGUCAACAUUCAGUCAGUUAUUUGAGAGCAGGUCACUGAAAUCAUGAGUCAAUUAAUUGUUCAGUCAGAAUGCACAUCUUUCAUAAUAAUAGUCUGUUUGUGAGCCAGUGUAGUCAUAACCUGAGAAGCAAACCUUUCCACUUGGUUCACAUUGUGCAAAAGUUGGAAAUUUUUGUCGCCCUUCACUGGCCUCGCUUUGCUCCAAAAAAGGAGGAGGCCAAAUCUCGGACCCCUUCCCUAUAUCUGACACUGAAUUUUUAUUCUGAAGCUUAGUUCCAUUUUUUGUUCUCAGGUCAAAAUACUCCGUUCUUGGACAAGUAAGGGGGACAGAGUUGUACCGUGAUGUAAAAGAAUGUCAUCUGGUAUGUUUUUAAGGACAAUAGCCGGCAUCCUUUGCGCAUUAGAUCUUAGGAGACCGAGAACAGACUAAAUAGACAUGUGUUUCUCUUAGCUAGUUCAGUUACUCCACAGAUCAAUGUAAUGUAACGUGUGCACCAAUCAGACCUGAAACAAAGCAUCAAGGCCGCGGGUGUCAGGCACACGAAAACGUGUAGCGAGUUGAUUGAAAAAAAAAAACCGACUCUUUGAAUCACCUGUUGUCCAUAAGCUUAAUAUUUUCACAUUUGUUAAAUCCAAAAUAAUGACAUCUUUUUACAGCCAAUGCGCAUCACAAACGCACUCGUCGCGUUCAUAGGUGGAAUAAUAUGCCAGCGGAAUCAGUAGGGUAAAGACUAAGACUGCACUAACGUAAAACCGUCAUUUCUCAUUAGGCCUUCGAGGUACCUGGAGUGAAGGUGCUCAGAUUUGAGUCCUCUUUGUACUUUGGAAAUGUGGAGCGCUUUAGAAGUGCACUUAUUGCCGUCGCUGGCAGAGAUCCGGGUGUUCAACAACACAAGCGUAAAGAGGUGAAACUCCAGUCCGGAGACAAAGCUGAGCUACUCGAAAAUGAGCAAGAGGACGACUUCAGCGAUAACCAAGAGAUUCCAAACGGAGUAAGAAACGGUUUUUUAGCAGUUCAUUCACUAUAUUACAAUUUAAUGACAGACAAAGGGACAAUACAGAGUUGUCCUAAUUACAAAUGACCAACAAAGGAACAAUACUGAAUUGUUCUAUAUGUAUAUGCUAUGAAAGUAAAAACGAAACACAACCCAGUUAAGGAUGCUUUUUCAAGUGUUGAAGACUAGACUGUAAAGAUGACCAACAAAGGAACAAUAAUAGACAAUAAGUUAUUUUGUUAUCUUCUCAAAAAAAAAAAAAAAAUAAUAAUAAUGAUUCGCUGUGGAGAGGACCCAACGCUAUUCAAUAUUAGUUUUUUCGAAGUUAAGGUGAUGUUACACGACUGGAGACGAUUCGCAACGACGUUUUUUAGCGCAACAGGGCGUUCCAACAUUGUUGCGACAUUGUUUCGAAUGGUUGCAUAUUGUUCCAAUAUCACAUCGCUGUGUUGUUGCUAAAAAUCGUCGUUGCGAAUGGUCUCGUGUAACAUCGGCCUCUAGCCUGCGUGGCAGUCCCAGGUUUUGUUGGGGUGAAGGGAGAAAUUUUGAUCACACGCGCGCGUGCUCGCGCUGACCAUUUCGAAGUAUUGUGAGUAACCGAAGAGUGUGUUUUAUUUUAAAAACAGAAACUGGUAUCUGUGCCAAACGGUGUUCACAAACAUAUGGAAGUUGAGAUGGAGGAGCCAGAAGAACGCAUUCAUGCUGUUGUAAUAGAUGGAAGUAGUUUUACCUUCAUUGAUUCUGUAGGGCUACACGCACUUCCAGCGGUGAGUAUUAGAGUGUAUCUGAUUUUAAUACUUGAUGUCAACCUUCAAAUAUCUCGGGUUGCGGACUACGGGAUAUACAGCACUGCACCAUUUCUAUUACGUUUCUAAACACGCGGUACGCGGUGACAAGUUUAUACCAGAAGAUAUCUACCGUAAAAUUCCGAAAAAAAGCCCCGGGUUUGUUUGCCUUACGAGUUGGGGGGAGGUGGGGGGAGAUGGGGGAGAGGGGGGCUUAUAUUUGAAGGGGCUUAUUUUCGGAUUUUACGGUAUCUCAAGUGAUUGCUAUACUGUUCGCGGUGUUUUGGUGCUGCCUGUUUUAAAAACGAGGUACAUACAUACAGUAAAUGUAUUGAUUUAUUUGAAGGCGACGCUUAUUGGAGCAUUAAAGGUAUGCAAUAAGUUUCUCCGUACCUUGUAGCCGGUUACACAGAACUGUAGUAAAUGUUGCCAGGCACUCUAUAGUUUAGCCUUUUAAUAUAUCGCUUCGUUCGUUAAGCAGCCUUCUCUCAAAUAGGUACAGUUAGUUGUUUGUACUUAUUUUAAGAUAAGCGAAUGUCGAUUUGACCGUAAUUUUACUACUUGCGGCUAUGUUGGACUUCUCUUCUGCCGACAAAAGUUUCCUUAUUCCGUCUAAUUAGUAGUUCGUCAUACUUGAUUCUUUGAGGGCCCCGCUCAUUGCAGGGCGGCGAAAAAUUAGUCUAAAGACUCUUUCAAGUGUUUUCCUCCACGGAAAUCUUUAGUAAAAGGCGAAAGAUUUAUGCGUGAUGAAGGAAAACCAGAGUUACCUUCUACUGUCGACACCAAAAAUUUAUGUUGGCCACGAUGUGUUAGCGAUUAUGGGACAAAAUAAUUACGCAUACGCAUAGCCUUAUACGUGUCCUUCGUGAGAACCAAGUGUUAUUUCUAGCUUAUAGUAUGUUUACGGUCUUUGCUGUGAUAAGCCUCUAGCUUUUUAUGUCACCAAAACCUAAUUUGUCAGCUUCCUCACUAGUUGCUUGCUUUUCUGUUUUCAGCUGAUUGCCGAGUUUAAAAAGGCCGGAGUUCUUAUCUACUUGGCUGGCUGUUCAUGUGAGUUAUUAAUCUUAAGCGAAUUAAUCAGGCAAAUCAUCGAAGCGGCUUUAACAAUAGAGGUUUGAAACCAAAAGAAACUGCAUGUAAUCGUUUUAGUAAUCACAACAGUACCUCGAGAGUAAGCUCGAAGUUAGGUUGUGCUCUUGUUCCGUUUCCUUCCUUGUCGCUAGCUAUCCCCGCAUCAAUCUUCCCGAAAAUCGCUCGCAGUGUCACAAAGGACUAGGACACUUCGUGCUUAUUUACUGCAUGUCUAAGUGCUUCCUCGGAUGAGAAGAAACCGUUUAGGUCAGACAAAAAGUACCAAGAAGUUUUUUACCAAGUUCAUAUGAUAUGGAUUAGCAACAGCUGCCAAAGUCUAUCUGUUAAAGAGCGAAAGUUUUGAAUCAGUCUUCAGGUCGUAAGGUCGCUAAUGCUAUUGACGCAUGUUGGGGAGCAAGCACGCCAACAUGCUCCUCGCUCCUCGCUCCGAGCGAGGAAAGACGGCUGUUUUCGCAGGCUAAAUCAACAGGUCUUAAUUCAUUGUUUUAAUUCUUUAUCAUAUUCUUCCUUUGCAGCGAUUAUAACUAAAAGGCUUGGUAGUUCAUCUGGGAAGGCUGCAAUCUCAGCAAUCGAUCAUCACGUGAUGUUUCCUUCAAUACAUGACGCUGUUAUAUCAGCCGUACGGUCACGUGAUUUUGCGGUGAGAAAUAACUUCAGUGGAUCAUAAGUGUUUCCGCGGUAGCCACACAUGCGCAAUUGACAAAAGCAUAUUCAAUAUUCUUUUAUUUUCUUCUUGCAGAUUUGGGGCACAGAAGACGUUGAAAAAGAGACAGUUUUAUAACAAUUUCAAGGCAUAAAGGGCUUAUCAGCAUACAGAUUAUGAUAAGCAUUCAGAGCAUACAUAUCGCUACAGAGAAUGGUAGCUGAUAAUGGUGGAUUUGCCUUUUAUAAAACGCAGUCAAAUGAAUCAAAAAUGAACAUUAGUUGGCAUUUAAUAAGAAUGCUCAAAAAUAGAACUAACUGAAAGUUAGGCGUAACUAAAAUAUUAGCUUAUUUGACCAGGUAUUUAGUUUUGUUUUCACAGUAUUUAAAGGUCAGUAUAAUAUUUUGUUUAUAAUGUGGAAUUCAAAGGAGAGGAAUUGAAGUAUGUUUAUCUGAAUAUGUAGUUGAAACUGAAUGGCAGGCCAGUAAUCAUGUUAGUACGGGAAGAUUCCAAUGUAAACUUGGAAUGAUCUGAGAGAACGGAAAAAAACGGUUGCUGUAGCUUCACAACAGUUUUGCUUGCGUGAAAGGUGUUGAAAAGACCGGUAGGGGAGGAAAGAAAAAAAGGAGAGGAGAUUGAGGCGAAAAUUGGUCGCGUAUUGACGGUUGACAGUAUCGGAUAAAUGGGGAAAUGGUGGACGAUUUGCAAAAAGAAGAAAAAAGGUGAAACAACAACAACAAAAAAACGGUUCUUAGACCAGGCCCUCUCCUUCCCUUUUUUGUUCUACCCCUCCCCCGCCUGUCACAAGGGCUAUGUCUAUAAAUAGGCUUGAUUACCAGCCGUUUUGCGGAGGAUGUUUCCGAAAUCGAUUGAAAGUUGUUUCAUGAUGAUGAUUCAACGGUUUCUUUUUCCCCGCUAUGUCCCUGGCCGCAGAUUAUUCACGUACAAUAAUGUCAAGGAAGCUGGUUUUCCUGAGACAGUUUUGAACUGUUUUAUUCAUGCUUAAGGUGCAAAGUUUAUCCCUUAUACU